GCGCUUCCCUUCCACAUUUCGCGAUACGAUAGGGUUGGUUACCUUGUGUUUGAAACAUGGUUUCGCUGAAGCUUCAGAAGAGGCUCGCCUCCAGUGUCCUCAAGUGCGGAAGAGGCAAAGUUUGGCUUGAUCCCAAUGAAUGCAAUGAAAUCUCCAUGGCUAAUUCUCGCCAAAACAUUAGGAAGCUGGUCAAGGAUGGUUUUAUUAUCAGGAAACCCACCAAGAUUCAUUCGAGAUCACGUGCUCGUCGAAUGAAGGAAGCCAAGAGGAAAGGCCGACACUCUGGAUAUGGUAAACGUAAGGGUACCAGGGAGGCGAGACUUCCCACUAAAAUCCUUUGGAUGAGGAGGAUGCGUGUGCUCAGACGCCUGCUCCGCAAGUACAGGGAGUCUAAGAAGAUUGACAAGCACAUGUACCAUGACAUGUAUAUGAAGGUUAAGGGUAAUGUUUUCAAGAACAAGAGAGUUUUGAUGGAGAGCAUUCACAAGACCAAAGCUGAGAAGGCAAGAGAGAAGACAUUGUCUGAUCAGUUUGAGGCCAAACGAGCCAAGAACAAGGCCAGCAGAGAAAGGAAAAAUGCUAGGAGGGAGGAACGUUUGGCUCAAGUGAGUUCCAUGUCUAUUGAGGGUCCUGGAGAUAAGCCAACAGCUGCUCCCACUGCUCCACCAGCUACAGCAUCACAACCAGCCCAAGCACCAAAGAAAUCCAAGAAGUGAAUCAAACAUUCUGAGAUCGCAUAGUGGAAUUUUUGGGGGUGGCAUCCUGUGUUACUGUUCUGAAGUAGUUUUGAAGAGUCUCUUUGUUGGUUUAGGACCUUGUUUUGUUUUCAUUUCAAGUAUAUGAAUUUAUAAUAUUCCCUUUUUUACUGGUAUCUCACUGUUUUAGUGUUUUCUGUAACGAAUAUGAGAUCCUUGUUGCGGAAAUACUUCUGUUGCACUUUGUUA
Lotus japonicus is the source of this 944-nucleotide messenger RNA. RefSeq names its product 60S ribosomal protein L19-3. Gene Ontology annotation, cellular component: cytosolic large ribosomal subunit; ribosome. Gene Ontology annotation, molecular function: structural constituent of ribosome; RNA binding. The coding region runs from base 57 to 716 and encodes 219 amino acids. Gene Ontology annotation, biological process: translation. NCBI's taxonomy places the organism in Eukaryota, Viridiplantae, Streptophyta, Magnoliopsida, Fabales, Fabaceae. The transcript is spliced from 5 exons. The record is from RefSeq and is a predicted model, not a curated record.